AUGGCAGACCGACGGAAAAUUAGGCUGACGUUUGGUGGUCGUGGUGGCGGCGUUAGCGGCGGCGAACCGAUUGAGGGUUCUGGUCCUCGUCAUGCAAGAUCAAGACGUUUGAAUGCGUCUGUUAGGAGGGAGUUAGGUGGUGCAGGACCUUCACAUGCACCGUUUCAGCAUGAGCAGCAGUAUGGGACUGCUGGUGCUUGGUCAGGGGAGCACCAGUCACAGGGGAGCGCCCCCAUGUAUUCGUCUACUGGAGUGCCUUCAUCAGAUGAGGAUGAGGAUGAAGAUCGAGGAAGUCAAUCUGCUGGAGAUGCACAGUACGACCCUCAGGAUUACCGUACUGUGUAUAGGGGUGACCAUGGGAGAUAUGUUAGCAGUAGUGAACCAGGUCAAGCUUCUACCAGCUCGUCAAAGUCAUGGGUGGUGCAGGAGCCGAUGCCAGGUGGGCCUGAGGAUGGUACCGUUAUUCCGAGUUUUGGGGCUCACGUGUCUGCCUACAUAUGGGGUGGGCAGGAGCGAAACGUGCUGCGGUGUUUAAGCAGGACACAGUUGUGUUCUGAAUUGGGUAACUGGCGCGCUCGUCUUCCGCCGGAGCACCUGGAACCGAUUGAUGGCACUGGUCUAUCUCAUUUACCCGGGAUCAUGUUCCGGCGAUUUGACUGGCCCUUAAUUUCUGCUUUUGUUGAGAGAUGGCAGCCAGACACGAACACGUUUCACAUGCCUUUUGGGGAGAUCACGAUCAUGCUGCAUGAUGUGUAUCAUAUUCUAGGGCUUCGUGUCGACGGUUCCAUGGUUUCCACUACUCCUAGCACGGACGUUUUACGGGACGCGUGCUCGGUUACCUUGGAUAUGACUGAGGAAGAGUUGAAUGAGAAGUGCGGUACCAAAACCGUAUGGCAGGGUAGUGGGGUCCUGACUGAGAGGAUAGUGGAGUCGACCUUGGAGGCGCAGAGGCCCUUCAGUUUCCAUUACAGAGCGUACCUGUGGUUAGUACUCGGCGGUUGUUUGUUUUUGGACAAGAGUGGAAACCGUACUCAUCCUUCCUUCCUCAACGAGCUGUUUGUUGAGGAUGUUCAGAUUAGUGAGUACUCCUGGGAUUCUGUUGUGCUAGCAUACAUGUACCGGCAAUUGGGUACAGCAUCACGAAGAGAUGUUGAUUCUAUCGCUGGCUGCCUUACGCUUCUGCAAGCGUGGAUCUACGAGUACUUUCCGUGUUUCCGGCCUCAGCAGAGGACCUUGACCAGAGAGCUUGCUAUUCCUCGUGCGUCCGCCUGGGAUGUUGGAUCGGGGUGCCCUAACAAGAGCAUGGAGCGCCUUCUCGCUUUUCGGGCUAGGUUGGAUCAUUUGACUGACAAUGAAGUUAACUGGCUACCGUACGGAGUUGAUCCAGCACGACGCGUGCCUGCUACUCUUUUCAUUGGCUGCAUCCAGUAUCGAAGCAUCAUUGAUCCAUACAUGCCUGAUCGAGUGGUUCGGCAACUUGGAUACGUCCAGGGCAUUCCACCAGCCAUUAUCAGGCCUGAGAAGGCUAAGAGACCGACGAACUUGAAGAUGUAUCGGUCCCUGGUAUGUCUUUUAGUGUCGUGGUAG
Molecule: messenger RNA, 1587 nt
Organism: Chenopodium quinoa (quinoa)
Lineage: Eukaryota; Viridiplantae; Streptophyta; Magnoliopsida; Caryophyllales; Amaranthaceae
Product: protein MAIN-LIKE 1-like
Exons: 3
Coding region: 1-1587 (528 amino acids)
Biological process (GO): meristem development; meristem maintenance
Source: RefSeq, a predicted model, not a curated record